ACCAGUACAAGAAUCUUAUGCAGCUAAUUUUGCUAACAAAGAAGAAAACCCAUAUUUGCAAGAUAAUAUACCUAUUAUUAACAGUGCAGGCUUACAAGAAAAUGAUUUAAUGCAAGAUGAACAAAAUAGGCCUUUGUUACCUUCAAUAGAAAUAGACAACAAUAAAAGAAACUCUACACUAAGUAAAGAUAAAGAUCUUGUAUCUAACCUAGUACUAGCAUCUCAUAAUGAACUAGCUGCACUGUAUCUUAAUACAGAACUAUAG
This is a messenger RNA of Cetraspora pellucida, 265 nucleotides long. NCBI's taxonomy places the organism in Eukaryota, Fungi, Glomeromycota, Glomeromycetes, Diversisporales, Gigasporaceae. The record is from the annotation of a GenBank genome assembly.